GUGGCGGAGAGGUGGAUGACACUGGGCCGAAUGGCGCGGGAGCCCCAAUCCGCCCAUACACACACACCUCCCUAAGGCGCAGGGCGAGCGCAGGGUCCCGGAGUGGAGGUACCAUGCAGUGGCUGGAGGCCAGGGGACUCAGCAAAGGGCACGCCCCCAGCCGCUGGAAGGAGACCACCUCCCUAUACCAGCUAGUGGCAGAAAAAAGCCAUCCUGGGCCCAGAGUCCCCUCCCACAUGAGUCUCAGUUUCCCUGGCUCUGAAACGGGCACAGCGAAGUUGACCUGCGAUCUGUAUGGGAAGGGUGACACGAACCUUGGCCUUUUGGAAACCAGAGGACCAGUGUGCCCAUGAGGAUCUGUAGGGUCAUGGCAUCUGCUGGGACUCCAUGUGUGUCCCUCAGGCAGUGGCAGGAAGCAGGCUCAAGGAUGAAGACAGAGAAGCCCUGGAGAGAAGUGGGUGCUCUGAACGCCGCUGUCUGCCCAGCAGCUUAGAUGGCAGGCAUGCCCCGGACACUGACUGCCUCCGACAUGGUCACCCCAGGCAGCCUCAGCCCGCCUCCCACAGAAUCCACAGAAGGAGAGCAGGCCGGGCAGCCCCUCCUGGACGGAGCUCCAUCCUCAGCCUCUUUGGACACCCUGAUCCAACACCUCGUGCCCACAGCCGAUUACUAUCCCGAGAAAGCCUACAUCUUCACCUUCCUGCUGAGCUCUCGUCUCUUCAUCGAGCCCCGAGAGCUCCUGGCUCGGGUGUGUCACCUGUGCAUAGAGCAGCAACAGCUGGACAAGCCGGUGCUGGACAAGGCCCGAGUCCGGAAGUUUGGUGCCAAAUUGCUCCAGUUGUUAGCCGAGUGGACUGAGACCUUCCCACGGGACUUUGAAGAGGAGUCCACCAUUGGACACCUGACAGACGUGGUGGGCCGCAUCUCCCCGUGUGACGAGACCUACGGGAGCAGGGUACACCAGCUCCUGCAGACUCUGCACCAGAAAUUGGCGUCACUUGGCCAGGGACCAGAAAGCCUGGUGGGAGCCGACAAGCCCAUCUCCUACAGGACCAAGCCUCCAGCCUCCAUCCACAGGGAGCUCCUGGGUGUCUGCAGUGACCCCUACACGCUGGCCCAGCAACUGACCCACGUGGAGCUGGAGCGACUAAGGCACAUUGGGCCCGAGGAGUUUGUCCAGGCUUUUGUGAACAAGGACCCCCUGGCAGGCACAAAGCCCCGCUUCAGUGACAAGACGAACAACGUUGAGGCCUACGUGAAGUGGUUCAACAGACUAUGCUACCUGGUAGCAACGGAAAUCUGCAUGCCAGCCAAGAAGAAGCAGAGAGCGCAGGUGAUCGAGUUCUUCAUCGAUGUGGCCCGAGAGUGCUUCAACAUCGGCAACUUCAACUCCCUCAUGGCCAUUAUCUCUGGCAUGAACAUGAGCCCUGUCUCCAGGCUGAAGAAGACUUGGGCCAAAGUGAAAACAGCCAAAUUCUUCAUUCUGGAGCACCAGAUGGACCCAACAGGGAACUUCUGCAACUAUAGGACAGCCCUGCGUGGGGCAGCCCACCGCUCACUCACUGCUCACAGCAGCAGGGAGAAGAUCGUCAUCCCCUUCUUCAGUCUGCUCAUCAAGGACAUUUACUUCCUCAAUGAGGGCUGUGCCAACCGCCUUCCCAAUGGGCAUGUCAACUUUGAGAAAUUUCUGGAACUGGCCAAGCAGGUUGGAGAAUUCAUUACUUGGAAACAAGUGGAAUGUCCUUUCGAGCAAGAUCCGAGCAUCACCCAUUACCUGUACACUGCCCCCAUCUUCAGCGAAGACGGUUUGUAUUUGGCUUCCUAUGAAAGCGAGAGCCCAGAGAGCCAGACAGAAAAGGAGAGGUGGAAAUCUCUAAGAUCUUCUAUUCUGGGGAAGACAUGAGAAGCCCUGACACAGAGGAAGAGAAAACAACGGAGCUGACACAGGCAGUCCCAACCCUGUCACAGACAGCCCAACGGGCAGAGGUUGACGCAAAGCCUCAUUACUUUGCAAACCAGAUGCUGUGGCCUGGUACCUGCCACAAAGGCCAUGUGGGCACAGGAAACCUUUCUCGGGACCUCAGCCCCAGCUGACUUGGCAGGGCCUCCAAGAGCAUGGGUGACAUGCCUUGGGCAAACAUUGCCUUUAUGACCAAGUGGGUCACAUAGUCAAUCUGUCCAUUCUGGACAGGGACACAGCACUACCUGGAUGGCUGGGUGACUGCAAUCACAUGAUCUUGUUGAGUGCCAUGUGCUGUGGAGAGUGACACCACUGUCUGUCACCAGGUGGCUUGAGAGCCUCUGUAACUGCAGCAGGCAUCGUGGCACAACAUGAGAUGUCCCUGCACCAGCCCUGAGCCCACGCUAGCCCCUGGCAUUCUGCUGAGGGUCCCCAAUCCUGUCCUUCCCAGAGGACUUGUUUCUGCAGUCACCAUCUCCUUCUGCAUCCUGCUGGUAUCAGGAUAGCCCUCUGGCGACAGCCGUGAAACAAGUCACUGAAACAAACCAGAGUCAUGGAGUCGGCAAUGUGUAUAUUACAACCUGCUGCCUAGCUCCCUUGUAAACUUUAGAGUUGGAGUAAACACAUGUUUGUACGCCCGUCCUGCA
Mus musculus (house mouse) is the source of this 2607-nucleotide messenger RNA. It is a transcript of the gene Rasgef1c, whose product is annotated as RasGEF domain family, member 1C. Bases 494 to 1903 code for a protein of 469 amino acids. The record is from RefSeq and is marked validated. Gene Ontology annotation, biological process: small GTPase-mediated signal transduction. Gene Ontology annotation, molecular function: guanyl-nucleotide exchange factor activity. Lineage: Eukaryota; Metazoa; Chordata; Mammalia; Rodentia; Muridae. The transcript has 14 exons.